AUGGGGCACAGUAACCAAAUUACCUCCUUACAAAGAAAAGCAAGAUGCUGGGGUACAUACCGAAGGAGACAUAACAAUUUGUCUGAACAAGUUGGUUCCGGUAUUCAUCCUUCAUCGCAGCAGCAGCAAGAUGGAGCUCCAGCACCAAAUGAUGCUCACGUGAGCACUCAAGGAAGAUAUGCUCCCUAUGCCAUUCCACCCUCUCAUUGGAGAGGCAAUUUUCAGGAAGGAGACCAAACUCAUGUUAACAUGGAGACAGAGGAGAAGCCUCCAGAGAGAAGAGUGGAGAGAAGCAGGCGGGCUGAGACCAUGGGAAGCUGGUUCAAGAUCACAAUUCCAUUUGGCAUAAAAUAUGAGGAGAAGUGGCUGCUGAAUUUGAUUCAGAAGCACUGCAGUGUCCCCUUCACCCCAGUUGAAUUUCAUUAUAAGAAAAUGCAGGCCCAGUUCUUUGUUGAGAAUGCCAACAUUGCCUUUGCUCUGAAGAAUGUCAGUGGCAAGAUUUGCACUGACAACAAUGAAAGGAUAUCUGUCUUUGUUGACCCCUGUGAUGCACCCUAUUCUAUGCGGAAGGAGCUGCAGUCAGAAAAGGUGGAGCAGAUAAAGCUGACCAUGAACAAACUGUUUGAUGCCUCCCAGGCAUUUCUUAACAGCCAGAGACUCUGCUUUGGAUCUGGCUUGAUGACCUGUAAUGUUGAAAUGCCACGGAAUCCGAGAUAUCGCAUGCCUGCCCCUCUGCAGAUCCGUGGAGAGAACAUGCCCAAGAUUUUGUCCUUGGAUUUGAGCAACAAGAGACUCUGCCAGCUGGGUGGCCAGUCUGACGCUAUACAGAAUGCUUCUGACAUCAAGAAUUUGAACGUCUCCAGCAGUGAGGCAAAGUCUUCAGGGGAGUUGGACAAGGGCCAGAGGCUGGAACAGGAUGGAAUGUGUGCAGAUAAAAACCCUCUGUGCACCACCUACCCUGAUAAGUCAACCAACAUAAGCUCCAUCCUGGAAUUGUUCCCCAAGUUAUUACGCUUGGAUGACCAGGAGACACCCCCACCGGCUAAGUUAGGUGUGGACAAACAUAAGAGCUUACCAGCCUGCAAGGAAAGCAGUGAAGGAUCUGAUGAGCUGAAGAGUCUGAUCCUGCAAUUCCUGCAGCAGUAUUACUUGAUCCACGACUCUGGAGACCGACAGGAUCUCCUGGGUGCUUAUCACGACGAGGCCUGCUUCUCCCUGACCAUUCCCUUCAACCCCGAGGACCCAGCCCCGAACAGCUUGCGGGAGUACGUCAAGGACAGCAGGAAUAUGAAGAAGCUCAAGGACCCCUACCUGCGGGUCCAGCUGCUGAAACACACAAAACGUGACAUUGUGCGCUCCCUCUGCCUGUUGCCCAAAACUCAGCAUGACCUCAGCUCCUUCGUGGUGGACAUGUGGCUCCACACGAACACGAUGCUCUGCUUCUCUGUCAACGGGGUGUUCAAGGAAGUGGAAGGAAGGUCUCAGGGUUCUGUUCGUGCCUUCACCCGGACCUUCAUCGCUAUCCCUGCCAGCCCUUCCAGUCUGUGCAUCGUGAAUGACGAGCUGUUUGUGAGGGAUGCCUCCCCCAGUGAGCCUCAGAGUGCGUUCUCCAUCCCAGUGCCUACACUCACCUCCAGCUCCGUGCACACCGGCUCCCGGGAGCAGCAGGAAAUGGUGCAGGCUUUCUCCACCCAGUCUGGGAUGAAACUCGAGUGGGCUCAGAAGUGCCUUCAGGACAAUGACUGGAACUACACCAGAGCUGGUCAGGUCUUCACUACGCUCAAGGCCGAGGGCAAGAUCCCAGAGGAGGCCUUCAAACAAAUCCCCUAAAAGGAGCCCUUGGAUGACGUCUUUG
Messenger RNA from Camelus dromedarius (Arabian camel), 1855 nucleotides. RefSeq names its product nuclear RNA export factor 3-like. Gene Ontology annotation, cellular component: cytoplasm; nucleus. NCBI's taxonomy places the organism in Eukaryota, Metazoa, Chordata, Mammalia, Artiodactyla, Camelidae. The record is from RefSeq and is a predicted model, not a curated record. Bases 1 to 1830 code for a protein of 609 amino acids. Gene Ontology annotation, biological process: poly(A)+ mRNA export from nucleus. The transcript is spliced from 21 exons. Gene Ontology annotation, molecular function: protein binding; RNA binding.